This is a messenger RNA of Lytechinus pictus (painted urchin), 2985 nucleotides long. Its product is annotated as fibropellin-1-like. Lineage: Eukaryota; Metazoa; Echinodermata; Echinoidea; Temnopleuroida; Toxopneustidae. Gene Ontology annotation, cellular component: cell surface; plasma membrane; signaling receptor complex. The coding region runs from base 73 to 2763 and encodes 896 amino acids. Gene Ontology annotation, molecular function: calcium ion binding. Gene Ontology annotation, biological process: Notch signaling pathway; heterophilic cell-cell adhesion; axon guidance. The record is from RefSeq and is a predicted model, not a curated record. The transcript is spliced from 19 exons.
AGAUAAUCUCUUUUUGAGUAUUGGGGAGGUUCAAAACCGUGACAAAGUCGUGAAAAAAGAAGGAAACCAGAAAUGGAUCCUCGGCUGACUGUUUGGUUCAUGAUCAUCUGUGGUGGAUGUAUUUCAUCCUCCAUUUGCACUGACAAGUUGUUCAUGGCUGAAGCAGAACAGGCUGUGAUUCUAAUGGCAGAGGCGAAGGACUACAGUUUCGUCAAUCAGUCUUUCACUGUACUUCCUUUGACCGGUCUGACGUUUCCCGUAGGUGUUGAAUAUGACCCGAUAGGUGACCAGGUUUAUUGGACUGAUGCAAUCUUGCAUACUGUUAAUAGGGCUGGACUGGAUGGAUCUUCUCAAGAAAUCAUUGCACAGUUACAAGAAGUAACCGGUGGUUUUCAUUAUCCGUACGGAAUAGCCCUGAAUCUUGACGAUUAUAAGGUCUACUGGACAGAUCAAUACCGUGACGUCAUCGAGAUGUCAAACCUUGACGGCACAGAUAGAGUGGUCCUCCUCACAACGGGCUUUAAUGCGUACCCUCAUGCAAUCGUCUAUUCACCAUUUCGCAGGAAGAUUUACUGGACUGACAGCGGGCAAUACUCCAAGAUUGAAAUGGCCAAUCCAGACGGGACAGAACGUGAGACACUCGUUGAUGACGAAGUGGAGUAUCCAUUUGGCGACCCAACUGCCAUCUGCCUGGAUUCUACCGAGCGAUUACUGUACUGGGCCGAUAUCACGGAAGACAGCAUCAACUUUCUGAACCUAGAGACCAUGGAACACAGCUUUAUCCGUAUUAACAAUUCAACGCAGCAUGCACUUGAUCUCGCUCCGUAUGGCGUAGCAAAAUAUUUCGAGGAUAUUUAUUUUACGGACAACAAUUACAAUGUACUACUUAAUAUUGAUGUACCUGAGAAUGAUGUAUUCCUUGUAUGGGAAUUGCCCACCCCAGCUGAAAUUCAUAUCUAUGUCGAUUAUUCCUGCCCGCUGCUCAACUUAUGUGCAUCUACGGGCACGUGUGUUCUUUCGAACCGUCAACCGACACUCACUUAUGUGUGUAUUUGCGAUGAAGGAUACACCGGAUCUCACUGUGAAAUGGAUAUAGAUGAUUGUAGCCCGUCUCCUUGCAUGAAUGGAGGGUUGUGUACAGAUGGAGUAAAUUCCUUUUAUUGCACUUGCAGUCCUGGUUACACUGGAUCAACGUGUUCAACAGUCAUCACCGAUUGUGGUCCUGACAGUUGUAUGAAUGGUGGAACCUGUAUAGAUGGAAUAAGCUCUUACACCUGCGAUUGUGUCCCUGGCUUUACUGGCACUAUUUGUUCAAUAGAUAUCAACGAUUGUGACCCUGACAGUUGUUUGAAUGGUGGAACCUGUAGAGAUGGAAUAAACUCUUACACCUGCAAUUGUCUUCAUGGUUUCACUGGAAGUACUUGUUCGAUAGAUAUCAACGAUUGUGACACUGACAGUUGUAUGAAUGGUGGCACCUGUAGAGAUGAAAUAAACUCUUACACCUGCGAUUGUGUCACAGGAUUCACAGGUUCACUUUGCUCAACAAAUAUCAACGAUUGCGACGCUGACAGUUGUAUGAAUGGUGGAACCUGCAGAGAUGGAAUAAACUCGUACACCUGCGAUUGUAUUCUUGGCUUUACUGGGAGUAUUUGUUCGACAGAUUUCAACGAGUGCAGUCCUGACAGUUGUUUGAAUGAUGGAACCUGUAGAGAUGGAUUAAACUCUUACACCUGCGAUUGUGUUGCUGGCUUUACUGGGAGUAUUUGUUCCAUAGAUAUCAACGAUUGUGACACUGACAGUUGUAUGAAUGGUGGAACCUGUAGAGAUGGAAUAAACUCUUACACCUGCGAUUGUGCCCCUGGCUUUACAGACGCACUUUGCUCAACAGAUAUCAAUGAUUGUGACCCUGACAGUUGUAUGAAUGGUGGAACUUGUAGAGAUGGAAUAAGCUCUUUCACCUGCGAUUGUGUUACUGGCUUUACUGGAAGUACUUGUUCAAUAGAUAUCAACGAUUGUGUUCCUGACAGUUGUCUGAACGGUGGAACCUGUAUAGAUGGAACAAACUCUUACACCUGCGAUUGUGUCCCUGGCUUCACUGGCGCACUCUGCUCAACAAAUAACAAUGAUUGUGACCCUGACAGUUGUAUGAACGGUGGAACCUGUAGAGAUGGAAUCAACACCUUUACCUGCGAUUGUGUUUCUGGCUUCACAGGUGCACUUUGCUCAACAAAUAUCAACGAUUGUGACUCUGACAGUUGUACGAAUGGUGGAACCUGUAUAGAUGGAAUAAACUCUUUCACCUGCGAUUGUAUUAUUGGUUAUACUGGCAGUAUUUGCUCGAUAGAUAUUAACGAGUGUGGUGCUGGCAGUUGCUUGAAUGGUGGAACCUGUAGAGAUGGGAUAAACUAUUACACCUGUGAUUGUGUUCCCGGCUUUACAGACACACUUUGUUCAACAGAUAUGAAUGAAUGUGCAUCAGAUCCUUGCAUGAAUGGCGGAACCUGUAUAGAUGAAAUCAACUCAUUUGUGUGUGACUGUGUUCCUGGCUAUACUGGAAGCAUGUGCUCAUUGCGUAAUUAUGAAUUCAUGAUUUCCAAGCACGUUUUAAAUAAGAUUCUCUCAAUCAACUACACGGUAACACACAGAUUUAAACAUUUUAUUGUUUACUUACUAUUGUUAUCAUUUCUUCGGCAGAGAAAAAUUACAAAAAGCAACACAUUUCAGUAUAAACAUUACACGAACAGAACAAUAUCAACCAUUUGAACGCCUGGGACAGAAAGAGUUAACUAAAAUACUGUGGCAUAAAGCCUCUUGUAUCAAUUCUAUAGGUUUACUAAACAAUAAUAAAGUACUAUUAGUGUAGAAGGAUGUAACAUGCGACAUGAGUAUUCGAAAACAUGUAACUGCAGAUAUAAAACUACGACUCGCAGGCGCGUAGCCAGGGGGGGCGGUGGGGGCGGUCGCCCCCCCCCCCAAAACGUCCCC